AAGGGCGCACCUCCGGGAGAGCGCGGUUCAGUCCAGACGCAAUGACCCCGCCCCGCGCCCCGCCUGCGGCCUCUGUGGCCCAGCGGCCAGGAAGGCCGGGCUUCCGCCCUCCACGUUGUUGUUCCCGACUCGGACCACGCCCCCUUGGUCUGGGUAGUGGACGUUUCGCUUUGACCGCCGUCCUCCUGGCCCCAGAGCAAAGGUGGCUUCUUGCAGUAGCAGAAUGGUAGCACCAGACACGCGUGGACAAAGACAAGACUUUAGAGGAAGAGAAAGACUUGCUCUUAAAUAGCAGGACAGAUUUCGUCGUGAAUGACCCGAGCACGCACCCCUUGCUCAACUUGUGGCUGGCAACCGGGGCGGAGCGAGGAGAAAAAGCGGAAAUACAGUUCGCAAACCCAGCUUCAUCUUCUCUUACCCCCCCGCCUCAGGACACGUGUGCGCGCGCCGUCUAUAGUGGGCGGGACCAGCCCGCGCGCGACCCCGCCCUCCCUUCGUGAGACGCCGCGGCCCUGCGGGCGGGGGCUCCGGUCCGGGCUUUGGCUGCGGCCCCGGUGUAGUAGCGGGGGCGGCGGCCGGGGGCAGCGCGGCUCCUUCCCUUGUUGUGUGUGUCGGUGCCUCCUCGCCAUCUUGUUGCAAAGCCUUUUCUUGUCGGCGGGACUCCCGAGGGCCGCGGGGCGGGAGGCAUCAGAAAGGAGGAAGAGAGGGAGGGGAAGGAGGGAGGCAGUGCCGCCUUUUUUUUUUUUUUUUUUGCAUCAAAAAUUUUCAAUUUGCAAAUUUACAUUUUGCAAAUAUUUUGGGAGACAUUGAUUUUUCUCCCUGUGCUCCCCCGUUCUUUCCUGAGGAGUGCGCUGCGCCGCCCAGCCCUGUCGCCCCCCGGAGGUGAUCCCUUCCUCCUGCCCGCCCGCCAGCCUGACCUGUUCCUGGCUCGCGGGCCGCAGACUUGGCCCCGGCGCGCCCCCGGCCGCUCUCGGCGCGAUGAGCAUAGAGACGCUACUGGAGGCGGCCCGCUUCCUGGAAUGGCAAGCGCAGCAACAACAGAGAGCACGUGAGGAGCAGGAGCGGCUUCGCUUGGAGCGGGAGCGGGAGCAGGAGCAGAAGAAGGCCAGUAGCCUGGCCAGGCUGGCACAUGCCCUACCUGUGGAAGAACCCCGCAUCGAGGCACCACCCCUACCCCUGUCCCCACCAGCACCCCCACCAGCACCUCCACCACCACUUGCCACCCCUACCCCAUUGACUGUCAUUCCUAUUCCAGUAGUGACCAACUCUGCCCAGCCACUGCCCCCGCCCCCACCACUGCCCCCUGCAGCCCAGCCUCUACCCCUGGCGCCACGUCAGCCAGCCCUGGUCAGUACCCCUGGACUUAGCAUUAAGGAGCCUGCCCCCUUGCCUGCUCGGCCACAGUUGCCCACCCCUGCUCCCCUACUGCCAGACUCGAAGACCACUGUUGCACCCACUGGCAGCCCCAAGCCUCUGCAACCCCUCCCCACACCCAUCCUGACCAUAGCACCGCAUCCUGGAGUCCAGCCUCAGCUGGCCCCCCAGCAGCCACCCCCACCCACUCUUGGGACCCUGAAGUUGGCACCAGCUGAAGAAGCCAAAUCCAGUGAACAGAAGAAGAGGCCUGGGGGGAUCGGAACCAGAGAAGUCCACAACAAAUUGGAGAAAAACAGGAGGGCCCAUCUGAAGGAAUGCUUUGAGACCCUGAAGCGCAACAUCCCCAAUGUGGAUGACAAGAAGACGUCGAAUCUGAGCGUACUGCGGACGGCGCUGCGGUACAUCCAGUCCCUGAAGAGGAAGGAGAAGGAGUAUGAGCACGAGAUGGAGCGACUGGCACGGGAAAAGAUCGCCACACAGCAGCGGCUGGCAGAGCUCAAGCAUGAGCUGAGCCAGUGGAUGGACGUGCUGGAGAUUGACCGAGUGCUCCGGCAGACUGGCCAGCCUGAGGACGACCAGGCCUCCACCUCCACAGCCUCUGAAGGUGAGGACAACAUAGACGAGGAGAUGGAGGAGGACCGGGCAGGCCUGGGCCCACCUAAGCUGAGCCAUCGUCCCCAGCCGGAGCUGCUGAAGUCCACGCUGCCACCCCCCAGCACCACCCCUGCACCUUUGCCACCCCACUCCCACCCCCAUCCCCACCCAGUGGCCCUAUCUCCUGCCCACCUCCCUGUGCAGCAGCCACCGCCACAGCAGAAAACCCCUCUGCCAGCACCUCCUCCUCCACCAGCCACCCCUGCCCAGGCACUGGUGCCAGCUCCGGCCCAUCUGGUGGCCACAGCUGGAGGUGGCUCCACAGUCAUUGCCCACACGGCCACCACCCACGCCUCAGUCAUCCAGACUGUGAACCAUGUUCUACAGGGGCCUGGCGGCAAGCACAUAGCCCAUAUCGCCCCCUCGGCCCCCAGCCCUGCUGUGCAGCUGGCACCUGCCACGCCUCCCAUUGGCCACAUCACAGUGCACCCUGCCACCCUUAACCAUGUGGCCCACCUCGGCUCCCAGCUGCCCUUGUACCCACAGCCAGUGGCAGUGAGCCAGCCCGUGGCGGUGAGCCAUAUCGCCCACACCCUUUCACACCAGCAAGUGAAUGGCACAGCCGGGCUGGGGCCCCCAGCCACUGUCAUGGCAAAGCCAGCCGUGGGGGCCCAGGUAGUGCACCACCCCCAGCUAGUGGGCCAGACAGUGCUCAAUCCUGUGACCAUGGUCACCAUGCCCUCUUUCCCUGUCAGCACACUCAAGCUGGCUUGAGGAUGAGGCCACUCAGAGGCCCCCAGUGGGGGCAGGGAGGGGGACCUGUCCCCCCUCUCCUACCCACCAGCUCCACACAUUCCAGCCAGGCCAGGCCCGUCCCACCCACACCACCCCCAGGCCUCCUAGGGGAAGGGGGUGCACAGACUCUGAGCCAGGGAGGGACCCCCCCAUGGGGCAGGGCAGGGGCUUUCCCUGCUUCACUAGGACUUGAUACAGUGACUGAUGAGGAUGCUGUAGUGGGCAUGCACCUGUCCAGCCUGGUGCCAGCUCCAAUGCCACUCCUGCCUCCCCACCCUGUCCCUUGAAAUCAGUGUGAUGUGGUCUCCUUGCUCUCUGGCUUCUUCCCCUGCCCGCCUUCCUGUGCUGCUGCUACUAUUGCUCUGGUGAGGUGGCUGAAUGCCCUAGCCUCCCCUUCCUGACCUCCCUUCCCUAGCCUCAGUGUCCACCUCUAGGGCCUUUGGAGGGGAAAGAGGGAGACAGAACUGAAGCCACUUAGCCCUAAAAGCUGGAGAUGGUGGUAAGGGGCCCUGUUCUGAGUAUAUGUGACAGAUCCUAGAAGUGGCUGGUCUGGAGACUGGCCGGACAGGUGGGUGUCUGGGCCUGGGGCUUUCUGACCCACUGGGAGUCACUGAUUCCUUCCAGUAGAAAUGGUUUAAAACGAUUUUCUACCAACAAUAAACAAACCCCAAGCUGUUGCCAAGCUUCCCCACUCCUGCCACUGGUCUCUUGACCUCCAAAGGGCAGGCUGAGAUUGGGGCUGGGGAAGGCGGGACUUGGCUAUUCUGCCUCCCACUAGUGUCCCUGCAGCCUGGGCCUGGCCUGGGAGAAGAGCUACUCUGGAGCUCUAUCCCCAUCCUUGGUCUUGGCAUUUGACGUUCUGAAGUUCAGAAGGCGCGCUCUGGCAUUCACACCCCCCGCCCUGUUCUGUAAUCUGCCCAGUGCGGUGCACUCACCCAAGGGAUGGAGGGACACCUCUGUGGGUUUGGGUGCCUCCUGCAGCAUGGGUGAUACCAGCAGCUGGUCUUGGUUCCAGGAGCUUAGAAGCCCCAUUGUUGAGGCAUCAGGAAAUUAGAAUACAGGGGGUUAGCCAAAACCCUGAACCCCUCACCAAACAGGCCCUGGGGACCUAGAGAGAAGAGCUGGGGGUGAGUGACCAUGGAGGAGUGCUGCUUUUGCCCUCUUUCUCUGGACGACCUCAUCUCUCCAGGGAUAGUUUUGAGGCCCCUCCCUGGUGGCUACUGCAAUGUGCCACCACCUUUUGCUGUGGAAAGGGCCUUAUAAUUAGGCAGGACAGGGCUGAGCUUGGGAUUGGGAGGAAUAACAGUCCUGUGCUAGGGGAUGCUGCACCCCUGAUACUAUCAUGGCCAACUGCUUUGGCUUCUCUUUUUAUGUGGAUAUUUAUUACAAGUGGCCUUGUGUCAGACACUCAGUUACACGCACAUGUGCACAUUCAGCUCUCCACUGGACACAUCACCAAUGGCCUUUGCGUGUGGGAGAGGAAACAAGUGUCCCUAGGUGUUAAGUUUGCACUGGGGGCCUGGCAGACAAGGGAACAAGGGAAAGCUUGGGAUCUUCCUGGAGUGCCCAGGAGUUCACUGAGGAGGCCAGCAAAGGUCUUAAGUAGAUUCUCCCUUGAAAUAAAGACUCCUUAGAUGCCUGAGGACUCCCUUCCAGUUCCUGGCCUUGGAGACUGGGUUUUUCUUAUUCCCAUUUGUCUUCUGGGAUGGGGAAAGGGUGGCUAGGCUAGGACCAGGUCUCCACCCUCAGGCCUGUGGGAGGGAGCCCACCCUCCCCACCCAGCACAGCAAUUCCACCCUACAGGCUGGCUGUCUUCCUGCAGCUGUAGCCACCUCCACCAACACCCUGGCUCUGAGGGGCCGGUUUCACUCUCCAUGGUGACAAUGAAAGAGCAGAGUCUGGUGCUGGCACAGUCAGAGCACUUUGGUGAACUUGCCAGCCCCCAUUUUCCCUGUAUCCUGAAGCCAGUUCGAGUUCAAACUCCUGUUGGCCAGUCGCCCUUGGGGCCUGCAGAUACCUCAUCAUCCACCCGCUCUACCCCCUCCCAACCCCCCAGUAGGGGGUCCUCCAAAUCUAGUGCCGAAUGACUAUGUCCAGAUUGGUGAUGAUGGGUGUUGUUGCUGUUGUUUUUUGUUGUCGUUUGUGAAUGCUGUGAUGCCGUGUGCCCGAGUGGGCAGCCACCUCCAGGCCCUUUCUUGGGCAUCACCCCUCUGAGAGCUGUUAGGACCAUAUCUGUCCUCACCCGUGGGACCGCCUGGCCCUUCCCCCCCAGCCCUUCCAGCCUGGGACACAUACACACACAUCUUACCUCUCAUGCGUGUUUUACCUUUGAUGUUAGGAGUGGCUCACUGGCUGGGAGUCUUUACCUCGGGGAGAAGGGGAGAGUGGUUCUUUGGGGCCAAAGAAGGGCAGGGAAUGCCUGGAGGGUAGUUGGGUCACCAUACCCCUGCUCUCUGGGAACAGCUGCUUCCCCUCCAACCCAGGGUCCCACCCCCAAUCCCCAAAGAGGUGGCCCUUGUUUACAGUGAGGACUCGGUCACUGUGUCUCCGUUUCCUGAAAUAUAAACUGUAGCGACCCCAGACUGUAGAGAUUUUUAUGUGUUUGGAUACAUCUGCUGUGUGGGAAAAAAAAAAA
Messenger RNA from Castor canadensis (American beaver), 5401 nucleotides. The record is from RefSeq and is a predicted model, not a curated record. NCBI's taxonomy places the organism in Eukaryota, Metazoa, Chordata, Mammalia, Rodentia, Castoridae.